GUUGUUGCCGGAAGUGGUUGCAGCAUGGAGCUUGAAGAGUUCGAGCGUAAUAAUUCCCAGAGUCGCCUAUUGAGCUCUCCGGUACCGCAGAUAUGUCGGACUGAGGACUGCUGCCUUGGGAUAGAUGAGGCCGGGCGGGGACCCGUGUUGGGUCCUAUGGUUUAUGGAAUCUGCUACUGUCCUGUGGCCCGAAAGAAGGACCUUCAAGAUUCAAAGGUGGCAGACUCCAAGACACUGAGUGAAGCUGAUAGGGAACGACUGUUUGAGAAAUUAAAUGGUUCUUCAGAUUACAUCGGCUGGGCCUUGCAUAUACUGUCACCAAAUAUCAUUUCCACCAGCAUGCAGCAGAGGGCAAAAUACAACCUGAAUGCUUUAUCCCAUGACACCGCUAUUGGCCUAAUUCAGUUUGCCCUGGACGCAGGAGUGCAGCUGACAGAGGUUUUUGUGGACACUGUGGGCCCUGCAGAGAAGUACCAAGAAAAGCUGAAGAAGAUAUUCCCAGAGCUGGAUGUUACUGUAAGGCCUAAGGCUGAUUCUUUGUUCCCUGUAGUCAGUGCAGCGAGUAUCUGUGCAAAGGUGGCAAGGGACCGGGUGGUGAAGGACUGGAAAUUUGUAGAAGAUCUAGGCGAACUUGAUGCAGAUUAUGGCUCUGGAUACCCAAAUGACCCCAAGACCAAAGAGUGGCUCUCUCGGCAUCUGGAUCCUGUCUUUGGAUACCCGCAGUUUGUAAGGUUCAGCUGGAGCACGGCUCAGACUAUCUUGGAUAACAAAGCUACCCCGGUUGCAUGGGGUGAUGAGGAUGACGACUCUGCGGGUGGCAAAUCCUCGACACCCUCCGUCCUGUCUUUCUUCUCCGCACCAAAGGACGUCUCUCAGCCCCAGAGCCACAGAUUCUUCCAGGAACGGCACCUUCAGCCUCUGCUGGAGUUUUAGGAGCACUGGAAUUAAGGACCAUAUACAUGUCUGACUUUCUGGUUGGUUUCAUGUAAGACACGACAUUGCAGAAGCUGAUAAUUUGGAACUCCUAGGAUGAUUGUAAGAGUUCUAGUUGAACUGCAGAUUGGAUGUCCCUACUCUGAGGUUCCGUUGUGGCUGGUUUGGUAAUUGGGUGCUUCCUGUGUCUGCUUUGUUUUUCAGUGUUCUGUAUAUGAAACCAUAGAGCUGCACUAGGGGUUGUCUCUAAUGCAGGUCUAUUGGCAAUGUCAUGGAACUGCUAGAAGAAGGCUGUGUGUUAGCCAAUGUGCUUUGGUAAUUAAAGGGAUUCUGUCAUGAUUUUU
Molecule: messenger RNA, 1277 nt
Organism: Xenopus laevis (African clawed frog)
Lineage: Eukaryota; Metazoa; Chordata; Amphibia; Anura; Pipidae
Gene: rnaseh2a.L
Product: ribonuclease H2 subunit A L homeolog
Biological process (GO): RNA metabolic process; DNA replication, removal of RNA primer; mismatch repair
Cellular component (GO): ribonuclease H2 complex
Molecular function (GO): nucleic acid binding; RNA-DNA hybrid ribonuclease activity; RNA binding
Source: RefSeq, marked provisional